AUGAGCGUUGUUAGUAGCGCCAGAUCCUGGAGAACUGGCCAUUUAUUUUCAUAUCCAGUGUCGUUUUCCCCACCGUUUGCUGGAGGCAAAAUUGGACAGAGUACUGUUGGGCCGGACUUUAUUUCAAUCAAAAAGGGCGUGGUAACGAGAUUGAUGGGUCAUUGUCUCCAGAAGAUGGCGGCACAUUGUCCUUGUCCUACUGCGGCUUGGCCCAACUGA
Protopolystoma xenopodis is the source of this 219-nucleotide messenger RNA. NCBI's taxonomy places the organism in Eukaryota, Metazoa, Platyhelminthes, Monogenea, Polystomatidea, Polystomatidae. The record is from the annotation of a GenBank genome assembly.